Bufo bufo (common toad) is the source of this 1545-nucleotide messenger RNA. RefSeq names its product low-density lipoprotein receptor-related protein 2-like. Bases 1 to 1539 code for a protein of 512 amino acids. The transcript is spliced from 9 exons. The record is from RefSeq and is a predicted model, not a curated record. NCBI's taxonomy places the organism in Eukaryota, Metazoa, Chordata, Amphibia, Anura, Bufonidae. Gene Ontology annotation, molecular function: protein binding.
AUGCACUGUGAUGGAGACAAUGAUUGUGAAGAUCACUCGGAUGAAGUAAACUGCACAAUCUCUAAACCUCUGCACUGUCAGAAUGGGGAUUUUAGGUGUCAAAGUGGUGAAUGUAUCUUGAAAGAAUGGAAGUGUGAUGAUGCCAAAGACUGUAAGGAUGGAAGUGAUGAAAAGGUCGAUUUGCAAAAACUUAAUUUGGUGGACCAGAAAGUUCCUACAAAGAAUGAGAUUGCAAGCCUGACUAAUGUUAACCAGAUCUCUUCUAUUGACUUCAUCAUGCAAGAUCGAACCCUUGUUUUUGCUGUUAAACAUGGCCUAGAAGGUAGAAGAAACAGCCCUAAGUUAGCAUGUGCAAAUAUGGAUGGAACAAAUAGGAGAAUACUGUGGAGGAAGAGUAAAGCUGUGGUAGGUCUGACAUUUGCAGACUCUGGAACCAGACUUUAUUGGGCUGACAGAGGAUAUGGUACUAUUGAAUCAAUUAAGGUUGAUGGAACAAGUUAUAAGGUGGUCCGGAGUAGACUGCAUGGCGUAAACAUGUUCACUGUUGAGGAUAAUGUAUUGUUCUGGACUACUUUUGAUAAUGAUACAGGAAGAGUUUGGUUUAGUAAAAUUGGCACAAGUGAAAAUAAAUAUUUUGAAAUGAACCAAAAAGUGUUAUAUCUAAAAGUAUCUAGCCGACCAGCUCAGCAAGCUAAAAAUCAAUGCUCUCAAAAUAAUGGUGGAUGUAGUCAAAUUUGUCUGCCAAACCUUGAAAGCCGCACAUGUCGUUGUUCACCUACACAUCGUCUAGUGGAUGAAACAAUAUGCCUUGAAGAGCCUAAAUGUACCAAAGGUUACUUGCUCUGCAAAGAUGGAUUAAAAUGUGUCCCCAACAGCAAUAUAUGUGACAAUCAGAAGGACUGUUUGGAUGGAUCUGAUGAGAAAGGCUGUGCAUUUAGCAGUAAUGAAAAAAGUUUAAGGCCGGUCACCCCACCAAAAAAACCUAAAGUGUCCACAGAAGGCAUGGCUCAUCCAAGACUUUAUGAGGAAACUACAGUAUUGUUGAAGACAAAGCCACCAACUCCAGAAAGCAAUACUUUCUCUGAAAAUAUUGAAGAACUGGAAGAUGACAGCCUUACAAAUGAAGAUUAUGAAAGAAAGAUGGAGUAUAGGCCAUGUAACAGGAAGACUUGUAACAUGAGGGGAGAAUGUACAGUAGAUGCUGGUGUAAUCAAAUGUAGCUGUUUUUCAGACUACAGCGGAGAGUUUUGUGAAGAUGGCGUAAAACCACUUGCUGUGCCCCUCACUGUUGGCACAAUUGCAGUUCUGCUUGUAUGUGCAUUAGUGGCUGGAGCCUUUGUUUAUGUGAGCCGAAGAAAAGCCUUACAGAGGACCUCUAGCUCAGCUUCUUCAAUGACUCUAACUAGGCAACCUGCUAAGGACAUGGAGCCACUAGAGGAUCAAAACAAAGAGUCUUCUGAAACCUUCCUGAAUGAUGUAUUUGAUGCUGAGGGCAGUGCUGCUGAACAGGAACUGAACGCUGCAAGUCUCCCUCUAUAACGCAAG